AUGGGCUGGCAGGGGAUUACAUGGUACAGGGGAAGUGCACAGGGGCUAACAGGUGGUGCACAGGUUGAUGACAGGGAAAACUUUGGGGAUGACAGGGAAAGAGAGGAUAUUUUUAUAGAGAAAGAUGGACAAAGUACUAAUUUUGAAAAUGUAGAUGAACUUGUUCUCCUGAUAUACCUGUUGUUCCUGGUGGAACCCCAAGCGGGGAGUCCAUGUCUGACCUCUCUGUUCCUUUCUGGGACAGACAAACGAAAGGACAAGGCUAAAUUUAUAUUCCACAUUCAGAGUAAAAGCGGGGGGAAUGAAGCAACGGUCAAUUUAACAGACAAAGAUGGCCAGAGUCCUCUCCAUGUCUCUUGUUAUAUGAAACAUGAUCGUUUGGUAGAAAUUUUGUUGAACAGUGGCGCAACCGUGGACUUGAAAAAUCAUAUGGGAUACACUCCGCUAUAUAUCGCAUGCAAUGUUGGACAUUGCAAAAUAGCUAGUCUUCUUUUAGAUAAGGGAGCUGACAUAAAUGUAACCGAUAAUAUGGGAUUCACUCCACUGUAUGUAGCAUGUCAAAGAGGAACUAUCAACACCGUAGAGCUUUUGCUGAAUAAUAAAGCCGACGUGAAUUUAAAAAGCAAAGCAGGAUUUAGCCCACUUUAUGGAGCAUGUUACAUGGGUAAUAACAAAAUUGUCACAAAAUUAUUGAACAAUGACGCUAAUAUAAAUUUACUUGCAAACGAUGGAACCACCCCUUUAUAUAUCGCUUGUUACAACGGACAUGACGACAUUGUGAAAAUAUUGCUGGCCAAUGGUGCUGACAUAAAUUUAUGCGAUAAAUCUGGAAUUAGCCCACUGGCAAUAGCUUGCGAAAAAGGAUACAACGCCACAGUCGAUAUCCUUUUAAGUAAGGGUGCUGAUGUCAAUGCAUCUGAUAAAAGAAAGCGUAGUCCUUUAUUCAGAGCUUGCUUUCAUGGAUAUAUUUUAAUUUCGGAAAAGUUACUCGAGAAUGGCGCUGAUGUAAAUUUAAGUCAGGAAAAUAACAUCACACCCUUGCAUAUCUCGUGUAUGAAUGGACAUGUAGACACAGUGAGGCUUCUGUUAAAAAAAGGCGCCAAUCAGAAUUCGAUCACCGAAGAGGGACAUAGUCCAUUUUAUAAAGCUUGCCUUGAAGGGUAUGAACAAAUCGCUUUCAUACUAAUUAACAAUGGGGCUGAAGUUAAUUUACAUGACGAGAUGGGUAUCAAUGCUCUCCGUAUAGCAUCUACUGAAAAACAUGAAAGCAUAGUAAAAGCGUUGGAAAAAAGAGUAGCGCGGUCCAGUGUUCAAAAGUAG
Molecule: messenger RNA, 1320 nt
Organism: Magallana angulata
Lineage: Eukaryota; Metazoa; Mollusca; Bivalvia; Ostreida; Ostreidae
Product: ankyrin repeat domain-containing protein 29-like
Exons: 5
Coding region: 1-1320 (439 amino acids)
Molecular function (GO): protein binding
Source: RefSeq, a predicted model, not a curated record